CUCUGUCCGUCGAAAACACAACAAUGGCGAGCAAAUUUCUGAGUCUGGCAUGUAUACGGAAUGAAAAUGGAAGUUCAAGUUCAAGAGAUUUAUCAGCAAGACCUCAUUAUCCAUCAAUGCCUAAAUACCCAAAAGGGAUUUCAAUCGAUGAUCACGACAAGAAUAAGAGAAAAGAAGAAGAAGAAGAAGAAAGUUAUUCAGAAUCAAAAUCUGCUUUGUUUUGUGUAAUUGGAAUGACAUGUUCUGCUUGUGCUGGAUCUGUUGAAAAAGCUAUUAAAAGAUUACCUGGGAUUAAAGAAGCUGUUGUGGAUGUUCUUAAUAACAGAACACAAGUCCUUUUUUACCCUGAUUUCAUUAAUGAGGAGACGAUACGAGAAACAAUUGAAGAUGUUGGGUUUGAGGCGACACUGAUUGAGGAGGAAUUGGCUGACAGGACAUUUCAAGUAUGUCGGAUAAGAAUAAAAGGAAUGACUUGUACUACUUGUUCCACUACAGUUGAAUCUGUUUUACAAGGUGUUCAUGGUGUACAAAAAGCCCAAGUUGCGUUAGCGACGGAAGAAGCGGAAAUCCAAUUUGAUCCGAAGAUUGUGAACCAGAACCAGCUAAUGGAAACAAUUGAGAAUACUGGUUUUGAAGCUAUACUUAUCAGUGUAGGGGAAGACAUGAGUAAGAUACAUCUUGAAGUAGAAGGAGUUAGAAUUGACGAGUCAUUUAGGGGUAUAGAGAAAGCUCUUUGGUCUAUUUUAGGAGUGGAAGAUGUCGAAAUUGAACCUAUUCUUCGUAAGGUGUCCAUUGCGUACAAGCCAGAUCAAACAGGUCCUAGAAAUUUCAUCAAAGCAAUUGAGUCUAUUGAAAAUAAGCGCUUCAAGGCAAGGAUCUUCCCUGGUGGAGCGGGAAGAGAACCCCAUAAACAGGAGGAAAUUAGGCAGUACAAAAUCUACUUCCUCUGGAGUUUAGUUUUUACGAUCCCGGUUUUCUUAACAUCCAUGGUCUUCAUGUAUAUUCCUGCUAUCAAGCAUGUGUUAGACGCUGAAGUAGUUAACAUGUUGACGAUUGGGGAGCUUCUGAGAUGGAUAUUAGCAACCCCGGUACAGUUCAUUAUUGGUCAUCGAUUUUACACUGGGGCAUACAAAGCAUUAAGGCACAAGUCCGCGAAUAUGGAUGUUUUGAUUGCUUUAGGAACCAACGCAGCAUACUUCUACUCGGUUUUUUCAGUAAUAAGAGCAGCAACAUCGCCAACUUUCCAGGGUACUGAUUUCUUUGAGACUAGUGCUAUGCUCAUCUCAUUUAUUAUUCUAGGGAAGUACUUGGAGGUUUUAGCCAAAGGGAAGACAUCUGAAGCCAUUGCAAAACUUACGGACUUGGCACCAGAUACGGCGAUAUUAUUAGCUCUGGACAGUGAAGGAAACGUCAUGAAUGAGGAAGAAAUUGAUAGUCGAUUGAUACAAAAGAAUGAUAUCCUCAAAAUAAUUCCAGGUUCAAAGGUAGCUGCAGAUGGUUUUGUUGUAUGGGGUCAAAGCCAUGUCAAUGAGAGUAUGAUCACUGGAGAAUCCCGACCAGUUUCAAAAAGGAAAGGUGAUACGGUCAUUGGAGGAACUUUGAAUGAAAACGGUGUCUUACAUGUUCAGGCAACUCGGGUUGGUUCUGAAAGCUCUUUAUCUCAGAUUGUUAGACUUGUGGAAUCGGCGCAAAUGGCCAAAGCACCUGUGCAGAAAUUUGCUGACCGUAUAUCGAAGUACUUUGUCCCACUGGUUAUUAUUCUUUCGUUCUGCACUUGGCUUGCUUGGUUUUUGGCUGGAAAAUUCCAUGCCUACCCUAAAUCUUGGAUUCCAUCAUCUAUGGAUAGUUUUCAGCUAGCUCUUCAGUUUGGCAUUUCAGUUAUGGUCAUAGCUUGUCCAUGUGCCCUUGGCUUGGCAACCCCAACUGCUGUUAUGGUUGGUACUGGAGUUGGUGCCUCUCAAGGUGUAUUGAUUAAAGGGGGCCAAGCAUUGGAGAGUGCACAUAAGGUGAACUGUAUUGUAUUUGAUAAGACGGGGACUCUAACUAUUGGUAAACCAGUAGUUGUCAACACAAAGUUUCUGAAGAGGGUUCCUGAUUUUCUUGAACUGGUAGCCGCAACUGAGGUUAAUAGCGAGCACCCACUAGCAAAGGCGAUUGUUGACUAUGCCAAGAAAUGCAGAGGAGAUGAUGAAAAUCAAGUCUGGCCAGAAGCACAUGAAUUUGAAUCCAUUACUGGUCAUGGUGUGAAAGCCACUGUUAAAGGCAAACAAAUACUUGUGGGGAAUAAAAGCUUUUUGCAAACUUCCAACGUCUCAGUCCCGGCUGAUGCUGAAGAGUUUCUUGCAGAAACUGAAGAGUUGGCACAAACUGGAAUUCUGGUAUCAAUAAAUGAACAGGUGGUUGGGAUCCUAGCAAUAUCAGAUCCAUUGAAGCCCGGUGCUCGGGAGGCAAUCUCCAUUCUCAAGUCCAUGAACAUCGAAAGCAUUAUGGUGACUGGCGAUAACUGGGGAACUGCGAAGUCAAUUGCCAAGGAGGUGGGGAUCGAAAAAGUUUAUGCUGAAGCAAAGCCUGACCAGAAAGCAGGGAAAAUAAAGGAGUUGCAGAAUUCGGGCUUUAUCGUGGCAAUGGUUGGAGAUGGCAUAAAUGACUCGCCGGCACUAGUAGCUGCUGAUGUUGGAAUGGCAAUAGGUGCUGGCACAGAUAUUGCCAUUGAAGCAGCUGACAUUGUUCUCAUGAAGAGCAACCUAGAAGAUGUAAUAACAGCCAUUGACCUUUCCAAGAAAACAUUCUCUCGUAUCCGGCUAAACUACAUCUGGGCUUUAGGUUAUAACAUCCUCGGCAUUCCUAUUGCAGCUGGGGUUCUUUUCCCAUCCACUAGAUUCCGUCUUCCACCUUGGGUAGCUGGUGCUGCAAUGGCUGCUUCUUCGGUUAGUGUUGUUUGUUGUUCACUCCUGUUGAAGUACUAUAAAAGACCCAAGAAAUUAGAAACUCUUGAAAUUAGAGGGAUUCAAGUAGAAUGAACUAUAAAUGGUUUUGUCUUUUAUGUUUCAUGUAAAUAAUGAUGAAGGUGAAAUGUAUUUUUCGAAAGACAUUGUACAGGGAUUGAUUGUUGAUUGCUUUAAUAAAACUGUUUGAACUUUGACGUUUAAGAUCUUGAAUGUAAGAUGUCAACAGUGAACUUUGGAAUCAA
Papaver somniferum (opium poppy) is the source of this 3190-nucleotide messenger RNA. Its product is annotated as probable copper-transporting ATPase HMA5. The transcript has 6 exons. Gene Ontology annotation, molecular function: ATPase-coupled monoatomic cation transmembrane transporter activity; ATP binding; ATP hydrolysis activity. The coding region runs from base 24 to 3020 and encodes 998 amino acids. Lineage: Eukaryota; Viridiplantae; Streptophyta; Magnoliopsida; Ranunculales; Papaveraceae. Gene Ontology annotation, cellular component: membrane. Gene Ontology annotation, biological process: monoatomic cation transport. The record is from RefSeq and is a predicted model, not a curated record.